Molecule: messenger RNA, 1353 nt
Organism: Durio zibethinus
Lineage: Eukaryota; Viridiplantae; Streptophyta; Magnoliopsida; Malvales; Malvaceae
Biological process (GO): transcription elongation by RNA polymerase II
Cellular component (GO): super elongation complex
Molecular function (GO): transcription elongation factor activity
Source: RefSeq, a predicted model, not a curated record
AUUUAGUAACGGGUCAAAAAGACCAAACUACCCUCUUUGGCCCAAUUCUCUUUCUUGUCUUCUUUAUUUUUUUCCUCAAAAGUUUCUAGGGUUUCAAAAAUGGCAAAUAACAGCAAUAAAGAAGAACCAAGUACUGCUCCAAAGCCUAAUCGAUGGUACAAUAUAAGUUUAGGUUCUUCCUUCAAGGACCAACACCAACCAUCUUCCAAAUUGUGCACUUUACGCUAUGAAUUUAAGCCGGCAUCAAUUGAUAAGAACCAACCAGGAUUAUUCCACAAGGCUAAGGAUAACCGGGUUAAGGUAGAAUUUGAAAACAACCAACAUGGAAAACCCAAGGUGACAUUUGAGGGUGUCAGUGAAGAUUACAAGGAUAAUGAUGCAGUUUUGUUCUUUGAUGGUGAGACCUUUCGGUUAGAACGGUUACACCGAGCUGUGAAGCGGUUGAGGCAUGUACGGCAGCCUGGUGAAUCCACAGCUGCAGCUACCACAGCCUUGGCUCCUUCAGCUGGCCCUGCUGCAGAGUCAUAUUCACCUCCACUUGGUAAAGGACUGAAGCCUGAGUCUUUGAACAAAGGCCCAGUUAUGCCAUUGCCACUUCAGGUGGAACGAAUUGACACUGGUGACUUCGAGAGUGGAGAAUCUAGAAAGGAGAACAAUGCAGAGUACCCAUCAUCAAUUCCUAAUCAACCAACUGCAUCACCAUAUCCUAAAAAUUAUGAAUCAGAAGAACAGGUGGAUAUAGUCAAUGAUGAUGAUGAUAAUGAUGGUUUGGGGACAGAUAAGCAAGACAAUGCCGCUGACAAGGUUUCCACUGGUAUUGGCAUUGAUAUCAACUUACCACAUCAAGUUGACACAGAUGAUGAGAUUGCUGAUGUAGAUGUAAGUGAUGAUGAAGAACAUAAAGUGGGACGUAAUGCAGCCGAAGCUCUUAGAGCUCAGGUGAAUGCUGAAGGGAAAGAAGAACAGACUUCAAGCUCAAGCAGUAGCAGUGGAAGUGAGAGUAGCGGGAGUGGUAGUGGAAGUGGGAGCGGGAGUGGGAGCAGUAGUAGUGAUAGUGAAAGCAGUGAUGGUGACUCUGUCAUCUCUAUUUAAAUGGUUAGAAUCAUGCAGAUUUACUUAGUCUUCCAACAACAGCCUAGUAACUGUUUUACAUGGCAUACUUUGGCAUUGUUGUUGAAUUACCGGUUGAAAAACUGGGGUUAAAAGAUUGUUGUGAAAAUUUACUAUGGAAAAGGUUUUUUUAGAUUUUUUGAUUGUUUAGCUUUGCAGUGAAUUAAAAUGUCCAAAAAGGCAUUGAUGAACUAAUGAGAAACUGAGUUGUACAGAGAUAUGCAAGUAGUUUUGUUAGAAAGU